Homalodisca vitripennis (glassy-winged sharpshooter) is the source of this 1053-nucleotide messenger RNA. RefSeq names its product zinc metalloproteinase nas-7-like. NCBI's taxonomy places the organism in Eukaryota, Metazoa, Arthropoda, Insecta, Hemiptera, Cicadellidae. The record is from RefSeq and is a predicted model, not a curated record. Gene Ontology annotation, molecular function: zinc ion binding; metalloendopeptidase activity. Gene Ontology annotation, biological process: proteolysis. The coding region runs from base 141 to 1052 and encodes 303 amino acids. The transcript is spliced from 6 exons.
CAGCAAUCCUACCAGGCGGCCAGUUACCAAACAAUGCCGGUGACCGUGAGUAUCAAUUGCAAGAUAGUGUAUCUGGCCACUAGUAUGUAUAUAGGUCACGGGGGCCAGUGGGGCGCUAUACGGUGCUGAGGGAGUGCAGGAUGUCUGUGGCAGCUGCUGACGUCUUGGUGCUGCUGAUACUGUUAAUAGCAGGAGUCUUCGGCAAACAUACUUCUCCCCCCGCACCUCGCCACAAUGGGGGUACCCUCAAACUCGCCCCCGCCAACAUGGCGCAAGCUUUCUCCUCCUGGACGCCCCGGAUGCACUGUAACAUAUGGGAGCUGAGUGGCCAGAUGGAGGGAGAUAUCAUGAUGGAAGGGUCUGGCAGGAAUGCCGUCUCAGACCCCGCCAAACUGUGGCCAGAAGCCGUGGUACCGUACUACAUCGAUACUGACGACUUCGAUAAAGAUGAAAGAAAAGUAAUCCGAGGAGCAGUGAAGAACAUAGAAGAGGAGACGUGUGUUCAGUUCAGACCUUACAAGGAUGGAGAUGAGGAUUACGUUGUGGUUAGGGGUAACAGGGACGGCUGUUGGUCAUACGUUGGACGAAAGGAGGGUGGGCAGACAUUGAACCUGAGCGAGAAGUGUGUGAGACAUGGCGUGGCAGUUCACGAGUUCCUCCAUGUGCUGGGGAUGCAUCACCAGCAGAGCUCUCACAACCGGGACGAUUUUGUAACUGUACAUUGGGAUAACAUAGAGAAAGGCCAUAAGCACAACUUUAACAAAUAUAACAGCUCUGCGGUAACGGACUACGGAGUUGGAUACGACUACAGCAGCAUCAUGCACUACAGCGCCUACGCGUUCUCCAAAAACGAGCAGAUGACGAUCACUGCCAAAGACAAGAACGCCGCGAUAGGUCAGAGGAAGAGCCUCAGCAAGAAGGAUAUCCUGAAGCUGAACACUAUGUACAACUGCAGCAGCAGCGGCAACAGCAGCAGCGGCAGCAACAGUAGCAACAAGAGUGAAGAGGACAGUGACGAGAUGUCCUCAAUAUACGAUCUGUUUUCUGGAUAAA